This is a messenger RNA of Olea europaea var. sylvestris, 3177 nucleotides long. Its product is annotated as DNA-binding protein REB1-like. The record is from RefSeq and is a predicted model, not a curated record. The transcript is spliced from 4 exons. Lineage: Eukaryota; Viridiplantae; Streptophyta; Magnoliopsida; Lamiales; Oleaceae. The coding region runs from base 1001 to 3007 and encodes 668 amino acids.
UAAUCGUGGAGCAAAUGGAAAAGAUGCUUAGGUUUUUUUCUCGGUAUCCCGUUCCAUAAAAAAUUGUUAACAAUUUGAGAGGCAAAAAGGGGGAGAUUCGUCACCACCCCGGCACCAAUUAUCUUGUAUUGAGGUGAUUUCUACUCGACUUCUUCCUCUCCAAAAUUAAAAGGUAGUGUUGAAUUUUGUUAGCUUAGAAACCAGCUUUAUAUGUCGAAAUCGCAUUGUAUUUGAUAGUUGAUAAUGGUUUAAUUUGAACUGAUCUCCUUAUAAUUUAUUUUAUUUUUCCAGAAUUGUUUAUUCUUGAUGGUAAUCUUCCUCUAACAACAGUAUUUUUUCAAGAAUGUUUCUCUUGAAUUUUGAUUAGGAUGUUUAUGGUUUUCUCCUUGCCUUAAAAACUGGCUGCCCCUCACGUGUAAUAGGUGAAUGCUUUUCUCUUUAAUUCCUCUAGGCUUACUUCUCAAGCCCAUAAUCAAUUAUCUACAUACCCAAAAUUCCCAAAUUGAAAUCGUCUCCGUCUCUCUCGCUCGACUUCUCCUUCCAGUUCCAGAAUCCCUGAUUUCCUCUUCGCGGCUUGGCUAGUUGGCUUCGCUCAGUUCGCUGGAGCCUGGAGUCCCACUGGCCACUGUCUCAGACUCCCAGUGAGUUCAAACACCGAGUGGCCUCCUACCCCCAACGCCCACAGGCCACAGCGUGAUUUUUCAAACAUUCUUUGUACCUGGGCUUCAUCUGAGAUCUGACAUAUCGCUUCUGAUUUCUGUCGAGUGGCUGGGCAAUUUUGUUGUCGAACGAGUGAGUUCGAGUUCCCUUCCCUAGCUUGGGAGUUGUGACAGUGGAAUUCUCAAAGGUGUAACUCCACAGUUUUUGUCGAAAUUCUACUUCUCAGGCUCCGACAAUCACAGGAUCGGCCUUGCCACUAGAUCCCAGGUGGCUCCUACCGUGGGUGAGCGAGUCAGAGAAGGAUCAAGGUGUGGCAGCUGACAAGGAAAAAACAGCGAGGAUGGAAAUAUUACGUGGGAAGAGGGAGAAGAAGCUCAAGAGGAAGUCCAGAAAAGCUGAAAAUAACAAGGCUGAUGCUAUAGAAAUUCUUGAUGUUGAGAAUCUCGGUAGGCGAAAGGUGGUUGAGGGCAAUCAGGGACUUGAGAGAGACGUAAUUGCAGAAAUAGAGCAGGAUGACAUGGAGACGGUGAAGAAGGAAAAUAAAGCAAAAAAAGAUGCAAAGGGUACUAAGAUGGAGGAAGAGAAGAGUACUAAUGAGAACCAAGUGUUCGGAAUGUGCAGUGAGGACCUCAGUCCAGAUGCACUGAAGAAAGUUGAAAAAAAGAGGAGGAAAUUACAAAAGAACAAGAAUGUAGAUAAACAAAGUCCCGAGACUGAAAAUAUGGCCAAAAUGAAGAGUGGUAAAGAAGUUGAAAAAGGAAUAAAGAGCAAGACAAAGGGAAAAGACCAUAAGGAUGGCUAUACUGAAAACAAGGGAAGAAAAAAAGUUCGAAAAGAGAUUGGAACAUGUAGCGAGAUUCGCGAAGUAAAUGCUUUGGAAAGGGUUGUAGGGGAGAAGAAAAGGAAAAGAGAGAAAAAACGGAGCAAGGAUGAUGGCAGUGGGGAAAAUGAUACUCUCACUGCAGCUUCUGUAGUUUUCAGAACUGAUGAUGAUUCGAACACAAACAAGAUUAUGGAUGGAGAGAAGAGAAGUAAAAAUAUGGUUGAGACUUUCAUCGAGGGACAAGAUGGAGUUUUCUCGAAGAAGGUUGAAAAGACGAAGAAGAGGAAGAUCAGGAAAGAAGAAAAUGAGAAGUCCAUGUUGCAGCAAGAUGUACUGACAGAAGCUACAGUAGAUGCUGAGGGGGAUGUUGUGGAGAAGACUGUAAUGAAGAAGAAGAAGAAGAGGAAAAGGAAAGAAAACCCUACGGAGUAUUUAUCUGAUAUUGAGCAAGAAGGAAAUGGUCAUUUGAGCAUGGAUGAAACACGGGAUAAUGAACUAGAAAAUGAGAAUAAAGGGAAGAAGAAAAAGCCUAAGUUAGUUGAAAAUGGUUUGGAUGGUACUAAAACAAAAAAUAGUAACAAGAAAGUAAGAUUUUCCAGUCAUGUUGAGGUUUUCCCACCAACAGAUGAUUUAAAUGCUGUGACAGGAAACGAUGAGGAAGAUAAUCUGGUACGAGGUAAGAGGUUCACACGUGAAGAAGAUAAGAUUGUGGAAGCAGCUGUCUUUAAGUACAUAGAGGAACAUGACUUGGGUGAAGAAGGUUUAAAGAAGGUUUUGAAUAGUCGUAAGUACCCCGAAGUGAGAAAUUGUUGGAAGGAGAUCGGGUCUGCCAUUCCAUAUAGACCAUACAAUGCUGUUUAUUUCCGUGCACAAAUAUUGUUUCGAAGGUCUGACACUCGUAAAUGGACUGAAGAGGAGUAUGAAAUGGUUCGAGAGUGCCAAAAGGAGCAUGGGAAUCGGUGGAGGGCAUUGGCUGAUGAACUUGGAAAACAUAGUUGGCAUGUCAAGGAUGCUUGGCGCAGAAUAAAAUUACCCAAUGCAAAAAAAGGACACUGGUCUCAAGAGGAGUAUCAAGGUUUAUUUGAUCUAGUAAAUGCUGAUCUACAACGUAGAGUUUCCGAAGAGAAGAGAUCAAAGCAUGGCAUGUUACGGGAUAAUAUUUGUUGGACGGCAAUUAGUGAUAAACUGUCUACUCGAAAUCAAGCAAAUUGCUGUAUGAAAUGGUACAAACAGUUAACAUCACCUAUGGUGGCUGAAGGUAUGUGGGCUGAUGUUGAUGACUAUCGACUACUUAGUGUGCUUUAUAACUUGGAUUCAACUUGCAUAGAAGAUGUCGAUUGGGACAAUCUACUCGAUGACAGAUCUGGAGACCUGUGUCGAAUGCGUUGGAAUCAAAUGGUUCUUCACAUUGGUAAACACGGGACCAAGUCAUUUGCUGAACAAGUUGAAGUAUUGGCACAGCGUUAUUGUCCAGAUCUACUUGAAGCAAGAGAGGCCUGGGAUAGGAAACCAAGGGUUCCGUGAGGGACUGUUUCGCAUUAGCUUAUGCUUCAUAUUUGCGUGUACGAGGUAAGACCUAGACGUGCUUAGAGGUAAUCUAUAUCGUCAAUAUUGUCUGGCAAUUGAAUUUUUUGUCGUGAAAAUUGUAACUUGAUAAUUUGGUGUGAUUCGGUUAUUUUAUUUCUGUUUCUAUA